Messenger RNA from Erpetoichthys calabaricus (reedfish), 1096 nucleotides. RefSeq names its product ribosomal protein L7-like 1 (gene rpl7l1). Gene Ontology annotation, molecular function: structural constituent of ribosome; RNA binding. The transcript has 7 exons. Gene Ontology annotation, cellular component: cytosolic large ribosomal subunit. Gene Ontology annotation, biological process: maturation of LSU-rRNA from tricistronic rRNA transcript (SSU-rRNA, 5.8S rRNA, LSU-rRNA). Lineage: Eukaryota; Metazoa; Chordata; Cladistia; Polypteriformes; Polypteridae. Bases 79 to 822 code for a protein of 247 amino acids. The record is from RefSeq and is a predicted model, not a curated record.
UAUUCCAUUAUGACACCCGUAAGUAUUGGCGCCGUGUAAACUGCGUCAUCAGGACGUGACGACCACAAAGCGUUCAACAUGGCAGAACCAGAAGAGCAACGAAAAAUAAAACUGGUCCCAGAGAACCUUUUGAAGAAAAGAAAGGCCUAUCAGGCGAUUAAAGCAAAUCAAGCAAAACAAGCAUUGCUUGGAAAGAGAAAGAUACAGAAAGGUAAACAACUGAAGUUCAAGCGUUUUGAAGACUUCCUAAAGGAAAGCAGGGUAAAUUUCCGAGAUGAAACCAGAUUAAGACGGUCAGCACAAAAACCUUUCCGCCGCACGCAGCCUGUUACUUCAUCUCUUGGAUUUGUUAUUCGAAUUCGACAGAUCAAAGGUGUCAGCCCCAAGGUGCGUAGAGUAAUUAGGCUUCUGCGCUUGAGAAAAAUCUUCAGCGGCUGCUUUGUCAAACUAAACAAGAACACUCUGGAUGAGCUGGAGGUAGUGGCACCAUAUGUAGCAUGGGGUUAUCCUAAUCUGAAAUCUGUUCGUGAGCUGAUCUUGAAGAGAGGGCAAGGUAAAGUUGAGAAGAAGAGUGUCCCUCUGACUGACAACACUGUUAUUGAGCAACACCUUGGGAAUUAUGGCAUAAUCUGUUUGGAAGACCUCAUUCAUGAAAUUUUUUCAUGUGGAAAACACUUUAAAGAAGCCAGCUUAUUCCUUUGGCCUUUUAAAUUAUCAGUGGCUCGUCAUGCAGCAAAAGAUAAAGCAGGACUUUUGCGUGACAUUGGUGAACCAGGGCCACGGGGGGCAGACAUCAACAGAGUUAUCAGACAGCUUAAUUAAAAACAUGAGUCAAAAAUUGGAUGAAUGAAAAUGGACAUAAUUGGUUUUACUGUGUAAAACUGAACACAAAACUAUGUGUAGUAACUGCUGAAUAAGAUGUUUUGGAUGAAAGUAACAAGUGACUCUUUGGUUUCUUGCCAAAAAUUUCAAGAAUUUGAAAAAUGUAUUAAGUAUGGAUUUAAAAUGAAGGCUCGGUCUACAAGCUUGUUGAUGAUGUAGACUGUUACUGCUAAGUAUUUUGAACACCACCUUAAGUACUGUUGUUACUAUUAUA